Messenger RNA from Jaculus jaculus (lesser Egyptian jerboa), 5571 nucleotides. It is a transcript of the gene Zswim6, whose product is annotated as zinc finger SWIM-type containing 6. NCBI's taxonomy places the organism in Eukaryota, Metazoa, Chordata, Mammalia, Rodentia, Dipodidae. The record is from RefSeq and is a predicted model, not a curated record. Gene Ontology annotation, cellular component: Cul2-RING ubiquitin ligase complex. Bases 1 to 3732 code for a protein of 1243 amino acids. The transcript has 15 exons. Gene Ontology annotation, molecular function: zinc ion binding.
AUGGCGGAGCGCGGACAGCAGCCUCCUCCGGCUAAGCGGCUGUGCUGCCGGCCGGGCGGCGGAAGUAGCGGCGGCGGCGGCGGCGGCUACGGCUCGGCCUGUCGGCCGGGUCCGCGGGCGGGCGUCGGUGCGGCUUCGGCGGCGGGCGUGUGUGCGGCUUCGGCGGCGGCGGCGGCGGCUUCGGCGGCGGCUUCGGCGGGGGCGGCGGCGGCGGCGGGCGGCCGCGUGUCGGCGCUGGGCUUGCUGCCUGCGGGCAGGACGCAGAGCCCCGAGUCGCUGCUGGACAUCGCGGCCCGCCGGGUGGCGGAGAAGUGGCCGUUCCAGCGCGUGGAGGAGCGCUUCGAGCGCAUCCCGGAGCCCGUGCAGCGGCGCAUCGUCUACUGGUCGUUUCCGCGCAGCGAGCGCGAGAUCUGCAUGUACUCGUCCUUCAACACCGGAGCGGGCCCGGCGGGAGGUCCGGGAGACGACGGCGGCGGCGGCGGCGGCGGCGGCGGAGGCGGAGGAGGAGGAGGCUCGUCUUCAUCCUCCCCGGCCGCCACCUCCGCCGCUGCCGCUUCUGCCGCCGCCGCCGCCGCCUCCGCCUCCUCUGCCGCCUCGGCCGCGACCGGGACCUCCGCCGCCGCCGCCGCCGCCGGGGGAGGCGCCGCGGGCUCCGGCAUCACGUCCAUGGGCGCCGACGGAGCCGACGAGACGCGCUUGCCCUUCCGCCGGGGCAUCGCGCUGCUCGAGAGCGGAUGCGUCGAUAACGUCCUGCAAGUCGGCUUCCACUUGAGUGGCACAGUGACAGAACCUGCGAUACAGUCGGAGCCAGAAGCUGUUUGCAACGUGGCCAUCAGCUUUGACCGGUGCAAGAUUACCUCGGUGACCUGCAGCUGUGGAAACAAGGACAUAUUUUAUUGCGCGCAUGUCGUGGCGCUGUCCUUAUACCGCAUCCGCAAGCCUGAUCAGGUCAAGCUGCAUCUUCCCAUUUCAGAGACCCUCUUUCAAAUGAACAGAGACCAACUUCAGAAGUUUGUGCAGUAUUUGAUCACAGUGCACCACACAGAGGUUUUGCCCACAGCUCAGAAACUGGCAGAUGAAAUUCUUUCCCAGAAUUCAGAGAUCAACCAAGUUCACGGCGCUCCUGACCCGACAGCAGGUGCCAGUGUGGAUGACGAGAACUGCUGGCACCUGGACGAGGAGCAGGUCCAGGAGCAGGUGAAGGUGUUCCUCUCCCAGGGCGGCUACCACGGCUCAGGGAAGCAGCUUAAUCUGCUCUUUGCAAAGGUGCGGGAGAUGUUGAAGAUGAGGGACUCCAACGGGGCCCGCAUGUUGACCCUGAUCACAGAGCAGUUCAUGGCGGACCCUCGCCUGUCCCUCUGGAGGCAGCAAGGCACUGCGAUGAGUGACAAGUACAGGCAGCUGUGGGAUGAGCUGGGUGCUCUGUGGAUGUGUAUAGUUUUAAACCCUCACUGCAAGUUGGAGCAGAAGGCCAGCUGGCUGAAACAGCUGAAGAAAUGGAACAGUGUUGAUGUCUGCCCCUGGGAAGACGGGAAUCAUGGCAGCGAGCUCCCCAACCUAACCCACGCUCUCCCUCAGGCUGUGAACGCCAACCAAGAUUCAUCGAGCAGGCCCCAUCGGACAGUGUUCACGCGAGCCAUCGAGGCGUGCGACCUGCACUGGCAGGACAGCCACUUGCAGCACAUCAUCAGCAGUGACCUGUACACCAGCUACUGUUGCCAUGACGACACGGAGAACUCUCUCUUCGACUCCCGAGGGUGGCCCCUCUGGCAUGAGCCCGUUCCCACGGCCUGUGCGCGAGUGGACGCGCUGCGUUCUCACGGGUGCCCCAGAGAGGCGCUGAGGCUGGCCAUAGCCGUCGUCAACACGCUACGGCGGCAGCAGCAGAAGCAGCUGGAAAUGUUCCGCGCUCAAAAGAAAGAACUACCCCAUAAAAGCAUAACCUCGAUAACCACUCUGGAAGGCUGGGUUGGACACCCCCUCGACCCUGUGGGCACUCUAUUCAGUAGCCUCAUGGAAGCUUGUCACGUGGAUGAGGAAAACUACUCUGAUUUCUCAGACUGUAUAGAAAGCGUGGGGCAGUGCAAGUCUGGGGACUACCAGCAUUUGCCCGCACACAAAUUCUUCGAAGAAGGCGAGUCCUACGUCACCCUGGCCGUGGAAGUGGCCCUGAUAGGGUUGGGCCAGCAGCGCAUCAUGCCUGAUGGGCUGUACACGCAGGAGAAGGUUGGCCGGAACGAGGAGCAGCUCAUUUCGAAGCUUCAGGAAAUUGAACUGGAUGACACACUGGUGAAAAUUUUUCGCAAGCAAGCAGUCUUCCUGUUAGAAGCUGGACCAUAUAGUGGUUUAGGCGAAAUCAUCCAUCGGGAGAGUGUUCCAAUGCACACAUUUGCCAAGUAUCUCUUCACCUCUCUCCUACCUCAUGAUGCUGAACUGGCAUACAAAAUUGCACUGAGAGCAAUGCGGUUACUGGUCCUGGAGUCUAGUGCUCCGCCGGGAGACCUUGGCCGCCCCCACCACGUCGCGUCAGUGGUGCCCAACCGCUAUCCCCGCUGGUUCACCUUGAGCCACAUUGAGUCCCAGCAGUGUGAGCUGGCGUCCACCAUGCUAACUGCAGCCAAAGGCGAUGUUCGGAGGUUGGAAACAGUAUUAGAAUCCAUCCAGAAAAACAUUCACUCCUCGUCCCACAUCUUCAAGCUUGCCCAAGACGCAUUUAAGAUAGCGACUCUCAUGGACAGCUUGCCAGACAUCACCCUUUUGAAAGUGUCUCUGGAGCUGGGUCUGCAGGUCAUGCGAAUGACACUGUCAACCUUAAAUUGGCGACGGCGAGAGAUGGUGAGGUGGCUGGUGACGUGUGCUACUGAAGUUGGUGUCUACGCCCUGGACAGCGUCAUGCAGAGCUGGUUUACGCUCUUCACCCCCACCGAGGCCACGAGCAUUGUCGCCACGACCGUGAUGUCCAACAGCACCAUCGUCCGCCUGCACCUGGACUGCCACCAGCAGGAGAAGCUGGCCAGCAGCGCCCGGACGCUCGCCUUGCAGUGCGCCAUGAAGGACCCGCAGAACUGUGCCCUCUCGGCCCUGACCCUCUGCGAGAAGGACCACAUCGCUUUUGAGACGGCCUACCAGAUCGUCCUCGACGCCGCCGCCACGGGCAUGAGCUACACGCAGCUCUUCACCAUAGCACGGUACAUGGAACACCGCGGGUACCCCAUGCGGGCCUACAAGCUGGCCACCCUGGCCAUGACCCACCUCAACCUGAGCUACAAUCAGGACACACACCCUGCCAUUAACGACGUGCUGUGGGCCUGCGCGCUCAGCCACUCGCUGGGUAAGAACGAGCUCGCGGCUGUCAUUCCUCUGGUGGUCAAGAGCGUCAAGUGCGCCACGGUGCUGUCGGACAUCUUGCGCAGGUGCACCCUGACCACGCCCGGCAUGGUGGGGCUGCACGGGCGGAGGAACUCGGGGAAGCUCAUGUCGCUGGACAAAGCCCCCCUGCGGCAACUCUUGGAUGCCACGAUCGGGGCCUACAUCAACACGACGCACUCCCGGCUCACCCACAUCAGCCCUCGGCACUACAGUGAGUUCAUCGAGUUCCUCAGCAAGGCCCGAGAGACCUUUCUCAUGGCACACGAUGGGCACAUCCAGUUUACACAGUUUAUUGACAACCUGAAACAAAUCUACAAAGGCAAAAAGAAACUGAUGAUGUUGGUUCGGGAGAGGUUUGGUUGAUGGAACUUGUGUGAAUGGGAGGGGGUGGGCGCGGGAGGGAUGGUUUGUUUUUACUUGAGCCUGCCUUUGUACCUUUUUAACUUAAAGAACAGAGCCACACCGGUAUUAUAUGUAUAUAGUUAUUGCGUUUGCAGACUAAACUGUCACGUUGUGGAAGUUUGUGUGUUUUUCAGUUUUUCCCUUUUCUUCCUUUUGAUUUUUUUCAAUUCUUUUUUUUUUUUUUAAAUUAGUUUUGUAUGAGAGAGAGGUUAAAGUUAAAAAGGUUUGGUUUACACUGAGUAUAUGUUGUCAAGUGGCAAAAGUCCACAUAGCUCUCCUGUUUUCUGUAUACGUUCACAGCCUCAAAAACAAAAUAAUUGAAAUGGCUUUAAAAACCAAACCAAACACCUCCAUCCUGUGAUAAGUACCUCGAAUGGGCUCAGCUUUACUCCUCCGUAACUCACCCUACACUCUCAGCAGCAGAUCUCACAGACCGCAGAGGGAAGCGCGAGUGGCGGCCGACUGGCCGCGUGGCUUUGGGCAGCUGCUCGUCCGGAAGCAUGGCACACGACGCCUGUGCAUGUGGAAACUUAGCGACUGUCAACAUGCAUUCUCAGGGAUUUAUCCAAAAAAAUUAAAAAAAAGAAUGAGAGCAUUUAUUGUACUGUAUAUAUAUUAUAGUAUAUGUCUGAAUAUUGAAAAUAUAACAUUAACUAAUUUAUAAAAAAUAUUCUAUGUAAUGCAAAAUACUUGAAGCUGCAGUAGUUUGGUUUUAAACAAAAUUAAAAAAAACGGAGUGAAAACCUAUCAGAAGGACGAAAAGUGCGCCUUGCUUCGGGCUUGGCUCAGGCAGUGACCAUCUGUGCAGAGCCACCUUCAGAUUGCAGAGUUGGACUAAGCUCCCUUGGGGGGAAUUCUGUCCGUGUAGGUAUCUGUACGGCUCCUGUAUGCGUGUACACAGACACCCAGUUACCUCCCACCCACCACCCACCACACAUGCUUGUAACGGGCACCAGGACAGAGAGGGACAGUGGACAGCCAGAGCAGCAAGCCUUAGCAUUAAGAAGAUGCAGUACGCCAGAACUGGGGUUCGUGCCUCCUAGCCUAGGAAACCUAAAUAUCCUUUUGACACAAAACGCAAAACAUUCUCCAAAACAAUUGACAUAUGAUACAUGACGCCUUUGCAGUGAACUAAUAAUAAGCUAGCCUUUGUGCACAAAUAACAUUAUAUAUAUUAUAUAUCUCUUCUGCAUAGGUAUUUUGACUUUGUGCAGGACAGAAAGUUGUGUAGGUAUGAUGUUCUACUUCUCAGUUUUCUUUCUUUUCUUUCUUUUUUUUAAUACAUUUUAUUUUCUCUAGAAUUACUCAAACAAAAGCAGCCUUCUAUCUUGCCUUGUCUUAAUGCUUUAAAAUAACCAAACUGGAGAUCUAACUACCAAACUGUUCAUUAUAUAUAUUAUUAAAAUACCAACUUUGGUUACAGUACAGUGUCUCUUCUUUAGCUGAUGGUUCUGUAACCUUGUGCUUUUUGAAGCAGUUUUUCUUUUCUUUUUCUGUUUUGGUGCAAAAGUUGUCCAGUGUCUCCUGUUCCUUCAUUAGAGAACAUGCUAGAGGUAUGUUUGUAGGUAUUUUUGUUUAGAAGGACUAUUUCAUGCGCUCCAUUUUAUUUAUUAUAAUAGGUAAAAAGAAAAAAAAAAGGUUGUACUUCAUCUCUCAUGUAAACAUGCUCAUGAAGUUGAAAGUAAUUAAGAUUUGAUACACUGAUAUCAAUUUAUUUAUGUAACUAAAAUCACUGUUUUAUAAACUUGUUAAUGAUCAACAAUUUUUGUUUUUGAUUAAAAUUAGUUUUUUGAAAGUUGA